Physeter macrocephalus (sperm whale) is the source of this 402-nucleotide messenger RNA. RefSeq names its product SRA stem-loop interacting RNA binding protein (gene SLIRP). Bases 26 to 361 code for a protein of 111 amino acids. The record is from RefSeq and is a predicted model, not a curated record. The transcript has 4 exons. Gene Ontology annotation, molecular function: RNA binding. Lineage: Eukaryota; Metazoa; Chordata; Mammalia; Artiodactyla; Physeteridae.
UCACCGGAGGUCCCUCAUUCUGAAGAUGGCGGCUUCGGCAGGGAGGGCAGCAAUGGCACUGCGUACGAAUAUCCGUCGGCCGGUUGCGUUUGUCAGAAAAAUUCCAUGGACCGCGACCUCGAGUGAACUGAGAGAACACUUUUCACAAUUUGGCCAUGUACGAAAGUGCACUGUUCCUUUUGACAAAGAGACUGGCUUUCACAGAGGUAUGGGUUGGAUUCAGUUUUCUUCAGAAGAAGAACUUCACAAUGCACUACAACAGGAAAAUCAUGUUAUUGAUGGAGUAAAGCUCCAUGUUCAAGCUCAAAAACCCAAAGCUUUGCAAGGGGACCAAACAUCUGAUGAAGAGAAAGAUUUUUGAGACCAUCACUGCCUACUAAAUAAACAAAACUGGAAAUUUUG